Molecule: messenger RNA, 939 nt
Organism: Oikopleura dioica
Lineage: Eukaryota; Metazoa; Chordata; Appendicularia; Copelata; Oikopleuridae
Source: the annotation of a GenBank genome assembly
AUGGGCCUCGAUUACUACGCAAUUUUAAAUGUGCCGCGUUCCGCGCAACUCUCGGACAUUCACUCGGCGUACCGCAGAUUGGCGCUAAAGCUUCACCCGGACAAGAACAAAGAUGGAAAGAGCCAAGACGAAUUAUUCGCUCGAGUGGCAGAGGCAUACGAAGUAUUGAGACAGCAAGAUUUGAGAGCUAUUUUUGAUCAGUUUGGCGAAGAAGGCUUGAAAAAGGGACUCCCACAGUCAAAUGGUGGCUGGUCGAAAGGAUACAUCUUCCACGGUGAUGCUAACAAGGUCUUCAAGGCGUUUUUCGGCACUGACAACCCUUUCGCCGAUUUUGCCGUGCCCGAUGCUAAAAAAGGAACUUUCGGUGGAAAAAUUCAAGAUCCAGCAAUUAAACGCGAGCUUUAUCUGACGCUAGAGGAACUUUACCUCGGCUGCGAUAAGAAAAUGAAAAUAUCGAGACACGUGAUGAAUGAGGAUGGACACACAUCAUCUGUACGCGACAAAAUUCUUUCAAUCAGAGUCAAGCGCGGCUGGAAAGCUGGAACCAGAGUCACUUUCAAAGAAGAAGGAGAUCAAGGACCAAAUACUAUUCCUGCUGAUAUGGUUUACAUUCUGAGAGAACGAGAACAUGCUCUUUUCCAGCGACGAGGAGACGACUUGGUCUAUAAAGCGAAGAUUCCACUUGGCCAGGCACUUGUCGGAUGCGCCGUGGAAGUUGCCACUCUUGACGGUCGACUACUCACUAUCCCUAUAAAUGAUAUCGUUCACCAGACGUAUACAAAGACAGUCUUCGGCGAAGGAAUGCCAAUCACGGGCGAGGACGGCAAAACCGGCAACCUCAUUAUCGAGUUCGACAUCAUCUUCCCCGAGAAGCUCUCUCCACCCGAAAAAGCGCUGAUCAAAGACGCCCUCCUCUCGAAGAACCACCAGCUCAAUUAG